GACUGACAACUGGGAAAUGAACAAACAGGGUAUAUAUGCAAAACAAGAACCAAUCACAGAACAGAAAGAAUGAAUAACUAUAACAACAUAUAAGAGGUAUGGGGUAAGUCGAUGAGUGUCCAAACAAGGAGCGGAGCACAUCCUCAACACAGGGAGAUACAGGGCAAACAGAAACACAAGUUUAACACAGGUUACACAGGGACACAACACGUUACAGUGCAAGAGCGCUGUUUCUGUGUUAUUAGUUAGGUGUCUGUUAAAGAGAUUCUUCAUGUCAAUUAUUUUUCAAAUGAUCUGUAGAUUUUUAUGAUAAUUUAUUCAAUCGAGCUGAAUUAUCAGAAAUCUUGUGAUCAUCAGAGAUGGCAAAGUCUGCAGGUACCAAGGAUUCUAAUGAACUGGCACAUCUUUUGAAAACAUAUGUAGAGAAAUUAGAGAAGCUGUGUCAUCUUUGCAACAUCAUCCCAAUAUGUGGCUUUCCCAAAAGAAAUAAAGCAAUGAAAAGAAUGGCAGAAUCACUGCUUAAAGUCCAUCAUGAGAAAAGGGGUUCCUAUAGUGUCUCAACAAUACACAAAAUCAUAAAAUCAGGAACAACACUGAUUGAAGACACAAUUGAGAUUUUGGAAGAUGAUUUCGAUCCGGUUCAACCGUGUUCCAUGAGUGGGCCUGAACCGGUCAUAAAUAUUCAUGUUUUCCAGAGCCAAGAAUUGACCGAGCACUAUGAAGAACUUGUAUCAGUUUUCCCAGGAGAAUCAGAAAAAGAUUACAUUUUGAAAAUACUUAAAGAAAUCAUCGAUAAAGAUACCAAGGAUUCUAAUGAACUGGCUCGUCUUUUGAAAACAUAUGUGGAGAAAUUAAAGGAGCUGUGUCAUCUUUGCAACAUCUACCCAAAAAGUGGCUUUCCCAAAAGAAAUAAAGCAAUGAAAAGAAUGGCAGAAUCACUGCUUAAAGUCCAUCAUGAGAAAAGUGGUUCCUAUAGUGUCUCAACAAUACACAAAAUCAUAACAGCAUUGAUUGAAAACACAAUCAAGAUGUUGGAAGAGGAUCUAGUUCCGGUUCAACCGUGUGCCAUGAGUGUUUCAGAAUUGACCAAGCACUACAAAGAACUUGUAUCAGUUUUCCCAGGAAAAUCAAAAAAAGAUAAUUACAUUUUAAACCUACUUAAAGAAAUCAUCGAUAAAGCUUCAAAUACUCAAUGUGUUGAAUUCCCCUUCGAUUGUAAGAGCUGUUCUAAGUUUAAGGAUUCAUCUAAAUGGGAACUGUUUGAACCCUCAGAGAUCUCAGAUGAAGCACAGAUGAUGUACCGAAUGAAUUUGGAAUCAGGCUGUUAUGAGUGCAUGAGAACCGGUCUUCGUGUUGAAUGUUUUGGUGAUGUUCAGCUGAAGUAUCAAACAUGUGACUGGGAUCGUGUUCUUCAUGAUCCAGUAAUGAAGGAUUAUUCACCCUGUGGUCCAUUGAUGAAUGUUAAAGUCAUCUCAGGAGAAAUGAAGGCAGUCUAUCUACCUCACUUUCUGUGUUUAGGUGGAUCUAUUGAUGAGGAUAAAGUGAAAGUUCUUCAUGUUAAAGACAGUGGAGUUUCACUGGAGAAAUGUGAAUUAACUCGAUUUCAUGCCAAGCUUCUGGAUAACAACUUUUCUCUAAAAGGUCUUCUGGUGCGGAUGGGCUUUCCUGUGAAUAUUCACUGUCAAACACUGAUCUAUCAGACUAGAAAAACUCAUCUGACACUUCAUGUCUACCUGAUUCCAAAUGAAAAUACAUUGAAAAAGGCUGUUAAUAAAAAAGAGGGUACAAAUAUGUUAAUCGAUAAGCCCAGGCCUGUACACCCACUUCGGAUGAACACCUUGUUUACACAUUCACCACUGAAGAAAUCUGCGCUUCAUCCUGAAAUCACACCUGAGAGUUUACAGCUCACAUACAGUAAGAAUUUCUUUGAAGCAUUCAUUGAAUCACCAAAAGAGGACUUCUCUCUCCAGCUGAUGGCACAGGAAAAUAAUGAAGUUGUAUGGAAAGUCAGUAUACGUAAAGGUGAUUACAAGCAGAUCAUUUCUACAGUUGAUGGACACACAUCAGCUCGUUUAACUGGAACAGAAUCUGUGUCUGAUAUCCUCCUGGAGUGUCUUGAAGAGCUGGAAUCUAAGGAAUGGGACAAAUUUAAAUGGAAUUUGACUAAAGACUCAUUUCAGGGGAAAGACAAAAUUCCCAGAAGCAAACUGGAGGACAAAGAAAUAUGGGAUAUUGUGACAUGUAUGAUUGAACAUUAUCAAGUUGAUGGUGCUGUUGAAGUUACUCUGAUGGUUUUAAAAAGGAUGAAACAAAACCAUCUUGCAGAACAAUUGCAGGAGAAGUAUACACAGUUUCAACAGUAACAACAUAAACAAGCGGCGUUCAUGGUCAACACGUAACUUCCGGUUAACUCCGCUACGAAUAAAUAACAACAAAGUACUUUAAACAUAGUUCAUUUGUAUAAUAAGCAAAAUAAACAACACGUAGAUUACCUAGAAAACCAAAACAUUUGUUAUUUUCGAUGAGGUAUUUGUUCAAGAGUUCAGUUUAGCAACUAGUCGGACCAUUAAACAAACAGAAACCGGAAGUAAAGUUCGGGCCAGACACGUAUCAUGUCACUGCAUGUGCGUCCAAUGAAACCGUCUAUAAAGUGUAAAGCUGAAUUUGAAUAACAUGACGAUGAGCACGACUGACGACUUUCAGCAAAGGCACGAACACAAGCAGCCUACAGGUUUCAAUUCAUUUCAAAUCACAGAGAAAACAGAGCUGCAGCACAUAAAACAGACAAGAGCUCAGCAAAUAUGAAGAAAAGAUAAAACACUAAUCAAGAUAAAUAAACAUGGGUGACAAUAAUGAGAAACACAUGGGAAAAAAGCAGGGAGAUUCAGCUACUGUAUGUAUUCUAAUUGGAUGUAAAAAUACAAAAUAAUCAUCUUGUAAAAAUGUAAAGAUUUUUCUUGUGUUUGGUUAAUGUCAAAUAAGAAUAUCUGAGACCUCUUUCAAAUGUGUGUUUUUAUAUUUACGUAAGUAUGACUUUUAUGUUCGCUAUUAAAUUUGACUGACAUUUUGCUAUCCCUGCUUAUAAAACCAGCUUAAACCAAGCCAAGCUAUUGUUCAGCUGGUUUUGUCGGUUGGCCAAAAUUCUUUUAAAACCGGCUUGCUAAACCAGCUGGACGACCAGCUAAAAUAAGCUUGUUUUUAUCUGGGGUUUUUCAGUAUAGAAUUUCACAUUUUAUGGAAGUUACA
This is a messenger RNA of Paramisgurnus dabryanus, 3246 nucleotides long. RefSeq lists its product as uncharacterized. The record is from RefSeq and is a predicted model, not a curated record. Lineage: Eukaryota; Metazoa; Chordata; Actinopteri; Cypriniformes; Cobitidae.